GAAGGGUGUAUUGGUCAUUAACGAACGGAAGCGGAUAGGAUACACCUAAUUCCCAGGAAGGUCAUGGUGACGAGCAGAGUGAGAGAGAAGUGGCAGAACCGUGUGAAGAAGAAAGUGCCAGCAAUUUGUAUUUUUUGAGCAAUGGCCUCUGCCUCUGCAACCCUUUCCUUAUGUUCCUCUCUCCCAACCCACUGCAGAAUCUCUACAAAGCAAUACCCUUCCCCGACUUUCUCUUUCUCUAACAAUUCCAAUCUCAGGUCUCUCUUACCCUCUUCCCCCACCCUCUCUCUCUCUUCUUCUUAUUCUUCGCGUACAUUUCCACUUCUCCCCAAGUCCUCAGAAUCUGAGGCAGCCGUGCUUGAGUCUGAAUCCGGUUCACCGGAGCCCGAAUCCGCAGAAUUCGUCCAAACCUCCCCAGUUCAAGUCCCCAAGCGAGAGCAAGUGUUCGCUGUGGUUAUGAUAGGAUCGCGCCAAUACAUUGUUUUUCCUGGGCGGUUUAUCUAUACUCAGAGGCUUAAAGGCGCUAAUGUCAACGAUAAGAUUAUCCUGAACAAGGUGUUACUCAUCGGAACCAGAACAAGUACGUACAUUGGAAAACCAGUGGUGACUAAUGCUGCUGUGCAUGCUGUAGUUGAAGAGCAGGGUUUAGAUCCCAAAGUAAUUGUCUUCAAGUAUAAGAAGAAGAAAAACUAUCGAAGAAACAUUGGUCAUCGACAACCAAAUACAAGGAUACGCAUAACAGGCAUCACAGGCUAUCAGGACUAUCCAGCUGUUACACUUGAAUCAUAGGGUUUCUUGGCGAGUACAGUACUGAGGAUUGACAUCUGAAUGCUUUAGUGAAGGUCUUGUUCUCCGAUUUGUAUGUAAUUUCCUCUGUAGGGAACUAACUCCAGCAAUGGAUUAUAAAAGUUACUUUGUGCCAAAAUGAAUUGCUCAAUUAGAAUGCAUUGUGAAAA
Carya illinoinensis is the source of this 956-nucleotide messenger RNA. Its product is annotated as 50S ribosomal protein L21, chloroplastic-like. The transcript is spliced from 5 exons. Lineage: Eukaryota; Viridiplantae; Streptophyta; Magnoliopsida; Fagales; Juglandaceae. The coding region runs from base 142 to 789 and encodes 215 amino acids. The record is from RefSeq and is a predicted model, not a curated record. Gene Ontology annotation, cellular component: ribosome. Gene Ontology annotation, molecular function: RNA binding; structural constituent of ribosome. Gene Ontology annotation, biological process: translation.